AUGGCUUCUGAUAGCAACACCCACCAUAAAUCACCUUCAAGAAAUCAACAACAACUCGUCUCCACAAUGAUAAAGCAAGGCUUCAUUUCUGACCCCUUUCUCUCUCCUCCGCCAACUUUCCGGCCCGUCCCUAGCCCGACCCGCUCGCCGAAUCCGAAUCAGAGCCCGACCCUCUUCGAGAUGAUGUCCCUCGAACAUGCCCGAGAGCCCAAACCGCCAUCCGAAGCCCACAAGAAGCUCAGAGAAAGGAUUUCUGCAAUAUUGUUCCAAUCCCCAUUUCAUAACGUGAAUAGUGACAAUGAUUGGGGGACGGGUGACGUCAGGCUGACUAUAGCGGCCCGGGAGGGGGAGCCGGAGGGAGGUGGGGAGACGACGGCGUUCCGUGUGUCGAUGGACUUGCACAGGAGGGUGCUCGCCGCAAAAAGUCGGUUCUUUGCAGAGAAGCUCCGGCGAAGUGGGACCCAUUCCGUCGAAAUCCUUGAAUGUGAUGACGUGGAGGUAUAUGUGCAUGCAGUGGUACUUAUAUACUGCGAGAAUUUGAAGACUAAGCUCAUGGGUAUGGAGGUUUCCAAGAUCUUGGCCCUCUUAAAGGUGUUUUCAGCCUUCUUAUUUGAUGAUGGGAUAAUCGCAUGUCUUGAGUAUCUAGAAGCGGUACCUUGGUCUGAGAAAGAAGAGGAAAGAGUGGUGUCACAUCUCAAUCAACUUCAGCUUGAUGGCUCAAGGACGGACGACGUGCUUCAGAGAGUAAUAGCCGAGCCGUCAACUUCUUCAAGAGCCGAUGAUAUAUUCUUGAAAUUGUCGAAUGGUAUGUUGCAGGCCAAAAAUGAUAAAGCCCGAAGAGAAAUGAAAUUAUUGAUAUCUCAAUUGCUUAGAGAAGAGACUGUAGACAAGCCUGAUAUCUCAAGGGACACACUAUAUCAUGUUUGCCAUAGAUGUCUUAGUUCUCUUGUCCUCUGCUUAUCUGAAGCUGCUUGCUUAGAUGAAAGCACUCGAGAUCGAGGGAUUUUAAUGGGUGAGAUUGCCCGAGAAGCUGAUAACAUUCAGUGGGUAGUUGAUAUCUUGGUCGACAGAAAAAUGGGUGAUGAAUUUGUAAAGUUAUGGGCCGACCAGAAGGAGGUCGCUAUUCUUCACUCGAAGAUCCCCACAAUGUAUCGCCACGAAAUAAGCAAGAUCACUGCACAACUAUGUAUUGCUAUUGGAAGAGGACAUAUUCUAGCACCAAAGGAGACGAGGUUUUCUCUGCUCUCAACCUGGUUGGAAGCGCUUUAUGAGGAUUUUAGAUGGAUGAGACAGGCUUCUAGAGCGGUUGACAAAAAAUUGGUUGAGGAGGGACUAAGUCAGACAAUUCUUACCCUGCCGUUACCUCAACAGCAGUCGAUUUUGCUUAACUGGUUCGAUAGAUUCCUCAACAGAGGUGAUGAUUGUCCGAAUAUUAAGAGGGCGUUUGAAAUUUGGUGGAGAAGGUCUUUUGUGAAACAAUAUGUGAUUGAAUCUCAGUUGCAGAUAACGAUCUGUGAUUAUCCAAACUGA
Fraxinus pennsylvanica is the source of this 1530-nucleotide messenger RNA. NCBI's taxonomy places the organism in Eukaryota, Viridiplantae, Streptophyta, Magnoliopsida, Lamiales, Oleaceae. The record is from the annotation of a GenBank genome assembly.